AGGGGCCCGACCUCGGCCUCCCGGCUCCGGGCCGUGGAAGAUGGCGGCGGUGUCGGGCCAGGCGGUGGGCCGUGCGGCCUGGGGCCUGCGGGGGCCGGUCCUCUUCGUCACCCGCCUCCCCUGGACCGCCGCCACCGGUGAGAUCAAAGAACACUUUUCCCAGUUCGGGCACAUCCGCAGAUGCCUCCUACCUUUUGACAAAGAGACGGGCUUCCACAGAGGUUUUUGCUGGGUUGGGUUUUCUUCAGAAGAAGAACUUCAGAACGCUUUACAGCACGAAAGUCAUCUGAUCGACGGAGUUAAACUCUACGUUCAGCGUCAACAAUACAGAAAGGCUUUCUCCAACCCACCGAAGAAGGACCAGGGAGAUUACUAAGAGUAGCCCAUACUGGGUGUGGGGUUGAACAGUAAAAAUAAAUAUCUCUCAGCACUGUU
Ornithorhynchus anatinus (platypus) is the source of this 435-nucleotide messenger RNA. RefSeq names its product SRA stem-loop interacting RNA binding protein (gene SLIRP). The transcript is spliced from 4 exons. Gene Ontology annotation, biological process: spermatogenesis; positive regulation of mRNA splicing, via spliceosome. Gene Ontology annotation, molecular function: mRNA 3'-UTR binding; poly(U) RNA binding; poly(G) binding. The coding region runs from base 41 to 376 and encodes 111 amino acids. The record is from RefSeq and is a predicted model, not a curated record. Lineage: Eukaryota; Metazoa; Chordata; Mammalia; Monotremata; Ornithorhynchidae.